This is a messenger RNA of Ostrea edulis (European flat oyster), 3785 nucleotides long. RefSeq names its product delta-like protein 1. Gene Ontology annotation, biological process: Notch signaling pathway; multicellular organism development; cell communication. The coding region runs from base 572 to 2350 and encodes 592 amino acids. The record is from RefSeq and is a predicted model, not a curated record. NCBI's taxonomy places the organism in Eukaryota, Metazoa, Mollusca, Bivalvia, Ostreida, Ostreidae. The transcript is spliced from 9 exons. Gene Ontology annotation, cellular component: membrane. Gene Ontology annotation, molecular function: Notch binding; calcium ion binding.
AAAAAUAUGUAAUGGUGUGUGACAAUUCUGUUCUGUUUUACGGCCGCCAACAUGCGGUUAGAGUACAAUCUCUGAUGCUGGCGAGAUACAGUGGGCCACCAGAAGGAAGAUAAUCCUCAAACUGUACUCCAUAAUCUACGUAAAAUACCAAAAACUUCCCUGCCACCGACUCUUGCUACGCGGGUCAUCCGAAAUUUAAACAUCAAAAGGAUUUUAGAAUUCAGACUUCACACCACAACUGACAACUACCAUGAUGACGCCUAAAAGUUCCACGGCGGGAAGGGAGCUGUCUUGUCGCUUUUUAUUUAACGGGACAUUUUUCUUUUUCGAAUGAAUUUUAUUACAAAGAGUAUGCAAAGUGACGAUAAGAGGCAGUCUGCAUCAAAACCUGGCGAAACCGGAGAUCAGAAUCAGUUCAAGCGCGUCGCUUGCUUGGCAGUUGUUAUUUAUGCACUCGCACGCGUGCGCGCUGGUCAGCUUAAGUGUCCAGAGAUGUGUUAAUAUGCCAACAGAGUUCAUUUAUAGAAAUGAUGAAACAAUUAAUUUACUUAGACUCCACUUUUUGUAGAAAAUGGGAGGAUUAUAUAUUGGAUUAACACUCAUGCUGACUUUCAAUAUGGUUGUAGGAACGGGGCGUUUGGAGGUUUCAAUUUUAGCAGUCUUCAAUGAGAGUGGACAGAUGGCAGAGGGAAAUUGUUGCUUGGAAUCACGUGAUGAUGGUUCAUGCCCCUCACUUUGUCACACUUUAUUCACUAUCUGUCUCCAGCACUACACCGUUAAUAUCCCAGAAUUCCCUUCGUGCACGUACGGACGUGCCGUUAUCCCUGUUAUCAACAGCACUUCGGUUGGUGGCACGGCUGCGACAAAAAACACAUAUUUAGUCAAAAUUCCAUUCCAGUUUUCUUGGCCAAGAACAUUUUCUUUAGUGAUAGAUGCGUGGUACAACAUUCAUCCCAACCUCACCAUGGCCACAGAAGAUCUUUCAAAUAGAAUUCUGCGAACGGUAGCCACAGACAAACUAACUCCUCCUUCUCAGUGGGUGAAAAAGAUAGCAAAGACCUCUCAGCUCGAAAUAUCUUACGAAUACCGCGUACUUUGUGACGAAUUUUACUAUAGCGACACCUGUGCACAGAUUUGUAGACAUAGGAAUGAUAACUUCGGUCACUAUGUUUGCGAUGAAAUGGGUUCUAAAGUAUGUCUUCCCGGAUGGCAAGGAGAAUUCUGUCAAGAAGCGGUUUGUACAGCACAGUGCAAUACAAGUCGAGGAUACUGUGAGAAACCUUUUGAGUGUAGGUGUUUCCUUGGUUGGACUGGGGAGUCUUGCAGUCAAUGUAUUCCACACCCCGGUUGUUUGAACGGUCUGUGUUACGAACCAUGGCAAUGUAUCUGCAAAGAUGGUUGGGGUGGCAGAUACUGCAAUAUAGAUCAACACUACUGUAUCAAGCAUCGGCCGUGUAGAAAUGGAGGGACUUGUAAUAAUGACGAAAGCAAGAAUUUCACAUGCGCGUGUUCGACAGGAUAUACUGGUCGUACGUGUGAAAACGUCAUCUGCUUUGACAGUUACUGUCAAAAUGGCGGACGAUGUCAAGGGACCUCAGAAAAUGAUGUCAAAUGUUUAUGUCCGGAGGGAUUCUACGGACAGCACUGUGAACAUAAGAAGUAUUCUUGUAAAGAUAUACAGUGCGCUAAUGCUGGUGUGUGCACUGAUGGCAAAUACGGCGCAAAUUGUUCUUGUGUAGAGGGCUUUGAAGGGAAAUACUGCGAAAAUGAAAUCGAUGAGUGCCUAUCAAAUCCAUGUGCAAAUGGUGGCACCUGUUUGGAUGGAUUCAAUAAUUUCAUCUGUCGCUGUAGGGAAAACUACAUGGGUAAAACAUGUGCAAUAAUUAUGGACCCCUGCCAUGGCAUCACGUGCUUCAAUGGCGGACGAUGUGUCACUACAGUCGGCUUCCAGGCGGAGUGCGCAUGCCCUCAUGGGUUCACCGGAAAACGAUGUGGAUCCAGGACUAACGUGUGCAAAAAUGUUAAAUGUCAUAAUGGUGGAACUUGUGUGAACAGCAGAGUAGGAGACCACAGUUGUGCUUGUUUAAAUGGUUUCCAUGGAGACCUUUGUGAACUGUCAACACCACAGUGUACCCAAAUUUCUUGUCAAAAUGGUGGCAUUUGCAAACAGUACAUAAACCACACUGUUUGCAUUUGUCCGUCUGAGUUCGCUGGCGAAAAAUGUGAAAGUUCUCUUAUGGAGUUUGACGAAAGAUUUUUAGACUCGUUUUCUCAAAACUCAUGUGCAAAGUAUUAUUUUUCAUAUUGGCCUAUUCUUUUGAUAUUAUUCCAGCUAAUGGUUCCUCCGUAAUUUUAAUUCCUAUAAGAUAUCAACGGCCGGUGACUUCAGUAUUCUUUAUCAAGUUUUCAUAAUGUUCUUUGAAUAGUUGAUUACAUACAGAUUUCAUUCCUUUACAUUUGUAUUUAUUUUGAUAUAAUGAAUGUAUAUAGAGCAAUUCUGUACCCAUACUAACUUUAGUGUCUAUAGUGCCACGAUCAGGAUACAGCCUAUAGUGCCACGAUCAGGAUACAGCCUAUAGUGCCACGAUCAGGAUAUAGUCUAUAGUGCCACGAUCAGGAUACAGCCUAUAGUGUCAUGAUCAGGAUACAGCCUAAUAGUGCCACGAUCAGGAUACAGCCUAUAGUGUCACGAUCAGGAUACAGCCUACAGUGUCAUGAUCAGGAUACAGUCUAUAGUGUCAUGACCAGGAUACAACCUAUAGUGCCACGAUCAGGAUACAGCCUAUAGUGCCACGAUCAGGAUACAGCCUAUAGUGCCACGAUCAGGAUACAGCCUAUAGUGCUAUGAUCAGGAUACAGUCUAUAGUGCCAUGAUCAGGAUACAGUCUAUAGUGCCACGAUCAGGAUAUAGUCUAUAGUGUCAUGAUCAGGAUACAGUCUAUAGUGUCAUGAUCAGGAUAUAGUCUAUAGUGCCACGAUCAGGAUACAGUCUAUAGUGUCAUGAUCAGGAUACAGCCUAUAAUGCCACGAUCAGGAUACAGCCUAUAGUGUCACGAUCAGGAUACAGCCUAUAGUGCCAUGAUCAGGAUACAGUCUAUAGUGCCACGAUCAGGAUAUAGUCUAUAGUGUCAUGAUCAGGAUACAGUCUAUAGUGUCAUGAUCAGGAUAUAGUCUAUAGUGCCACGAUCAGGAUAUAGUCUAUAGUGUCAUGAUCAGGAUACAGUCUAUAGUGUCAUGAUCAGGAUAUAGUCUAUAGUGCCACGAUCAGGAUACAGCCUAUAGUGUCAUGAUCAGGAUACAGCCUAUAGUGUCAUGAUCAGGAUACAGCCUAUAGUGUCAUGAUCAGGAUACAGUCUAUAGUGUCAUGAUCAGGAUACAGCCAUGAAGGUGUUCUAGGAUACACUGUAAAUAUGUGCAUCCAUAUCUUAGAUAAGUUUUUUAUCCCUGUGAACUUAGAUAUAUGUAUGUUGUUCGGACUAUCUUUAAAUGGUUGUGUAUGAUAAUUGCCAUUAUAUUGAUUUAAUUUUGGAAGUGUUCUAUUUGUAUAAAUGUGACCUUUCACAAUCCAAUGAAUAUCAAUAUUUCUAAAGUAUGGCUGUCUUCAGUAGUUUGUGAAACUACUAUUGUAUAUUUGUAUAAUUAUUGAGAGAGAAAGCCAUUGUUAACUUAUCUGUCUCUAGGAUGUAUAAUAUUCAUUCACAUUGUUCUAUUAUAUGAAAUCACAAACAUCAGCAUCUCUAUCAAUAUUAUCAUAUAAUGAAAUGAAUAUAAACCUGAAUUAUUUU